AAAGUGACUGCAGCGCACAGCACACACUCUCAUCGGGACGCGCGUUUCUUGCAAGAUGGAUUUGAACCUCUAUCUCCAGAGGAUUGGAAUCACAGAAUUGAAACCAGAUUUCUCCACACCGUCCCUUUCAGCGCUUCGGGAGCUACAUCGCCGCCACCUGUUCUCUGUACCAUUCGAGAGCCUCAGUAUGCACAUCGGGGAGAAAAUUAUCCUGGAUACCCUCUGGAUUUAUCAGAAAAUUGUUCUGAGAAAACGAGGGGGCUUUUGUUUUGAAAACAACGGCCUUUUCUUGUGGGUGUUACAAGAGUUGGGGUACCAGCCACUGGUGCUAUCGGCCAAAGCAAUGAACCCAUUCACUUGUGUUUUUGGACCUCCGUUUGACCACAUGAUACUGAGUGUGGAGUUGGAGGGCAGGCGGUGGCUUUGUGAUGUUGGCUUCGGAGAUGGAAUCCUGGAUCCAUUUCCAGUGGAGGCAGGAUGGGAAGAGGAGCAGGACAGUGGCGUGUUUCGGGUACGGGUGGAAGCAGGAGAGUGGCACCUGGAAAGGAAGGAGGACAAUGACCAGUGGAGGAGCCUGUACAAGUUCACCCUUGAAGAGAGGAGAUUUGAGGACUUCAGGGAGAUGGGUGACUUUCUCCAGACCUCACCAAGGUCUCUCUUUGUUUGCAAAUCUCUCUGUUCCCUAAAGCUACCAGAUGGCAGACUGACCUACAUCGGACGCAAGCUGAUCAGCACAGAGUAUAUCAAGGGCGGUGGGAGUGUGAAGACCACCGAAGAACUCAGCGAUGAGGAGAUCCCUGACCUGCUCAGAGAAAAGUUUGGCAUUGUGCUGAAUGCAAUAUUUGUUCCGAAGGAUGAGAUGUUGGCCCCGCCUCCUGAUGGACAGUGAGGCCUCAGUUGAUAUAUGGCAUUUACACAGUUGUGUGUAUUAUAUCAAUAUUAAAAUUAAGGAAUACAUAGAAUUACGCAUCUUAAACAUUUCACAGCGGCCACAUUGGGCAUUCUGAAAUAAAUGUGGAUCUUUGCCACCCCUAUAAACCAGCCUGUAAAAGUAGCCAUCAUCGCUAUAAGACGGCAUGUGAACAAGCCCUAUCCUUGGUGCAAAAGAAGUGUGUGAAAUCGAGCGGCUCUCUAAGUAGCCGGCAAUUCCACCUACACACUCACCAUCAUGCCACCGUGCUGCUCGUAGUUAUUAUUAUUGGGCCUGAUUCAGAGUAACGUACUAAUCCAGUGUUUGUGGGUCUACGCAUGCGCAGGACCUGUUCUAUACAUGGCCAGAACAGGUGCUACGAGAUCGCUCGCAGUCCCCCUUAGCCCCAGCAAAACUAAUGAAUCUUACUAUCCGAUAUUCUAAUGUGUUUUCCACCGAUGAGUGUCCGCUGAAGAAAUCACACACAGGUGAUGGAGAAACGCAUCCAGACCAGUUCCUUGGAUUAACACCUUUUCAUGUACAAUCAUUACGCCUCAUCCCCUUACCUGCAGAACAGACUCUAACAAACGUUAACUUCAACCACUUUAAACAGUAAUAUCUCCAUUUUUGUUUUUUUAAAUACAUUUUCUUUUUUUUAAUUGAAAUAUGAUAUUGCAUAAUUAUCAAAUAAAAUACAAAAAAACCUCUGGCGCUGACUAUAGUAUAUAUAGAUGUGACUUUGCAUAGACACCAUAAAUGUGUAUAACUACUGCCCUGUAUGAGCAGAACCUUGUGAAAGGUACAGAAUGCAUCUGUGUGUCUGUGAGAGGCACACAUUAUGCGUCAGUGUGUGUGAGAGGCACAGAGUAUGCGUCAGUGUGUGUGAGAGGCACAGAGGGUGCGUCAGUGUGUGUGAGAGGCACAGAGUGGCAUCAGUGUGUGCAAGAGGCACAGACGGUGCGCCAGUGUGUGUGAAAGGUACAGAAUGUGUCUGUGUGUCUGAGAGGCACAGAGGGUGCGCCAGUGUGUGUAAGAAGCACAGACAGUGCGUCAGUGUGUGUGAGAGGCACAGAGUGCCGUCAGUGUGUGUGAGAGGCACAGAUUGGCAUCAGUGUGUGCGAGAGGCACAGAGUGCGUGUCAGUGUGUGUGAGAGGCACAGAGUGCCGUCAGUGUGUGUGAGAGGCACAGAGUGCAUGUCAGUGUGUGUGAGAGGCACACAGUAAGCAUCAGUGUGAGUGAGAGGCACAGAGUGCGUGUCAGUGUGUGUGUGAGAGGCACAGAGGGUGCGUCAGUGUGUGGAAAGGCACAGAGUGCAUGUCAGUGUGUGUAAGAGGUACACAGUAUGCAUCACUGUGAGUGAGAGGCACAGAGUGCACGUUAGUGUGAGUGAGAGGCACAGAGUGUGCGUCAGUGUGUGAGAGGCACAGAGUGUGCGUCAGUGUGUGAGAGGCACAGAGUGUGCGUCAGUGUGAGUGAGAGGCACAGAGUGUGCGUCAGUGUGUGAGAGGCACAGAGUGUGCGACAGUGUGAGUGAGAGGCAGAGUGCACAUCAGUGUUUGUGUAGAGACACAGACUACACGUCACUGUGUGUGAGAGGCACAGAGUGUGUGUCUGUGUGUGUGAGAGGCACAGAGUGUGCAUCAGUGUGUGUGAGAGGCAUAGAGUGCACAUCGGUGUGUGAGAGACACAGAGUAUGUAUCAGUGUGUGAGAGGCACAGAGUGUGUAUCAGUGCGUGAGAGGCACAGAGUGUGUGUCUGUGAGAGGUACAGAGUGUGUGUCUGUGUGUGUGAGAGGCGCAGAGUGCACCUCAGUGUGUGAGGGGCACAGAGUGUGUAUCAGUGUGUGAGAGGCACAGAGUGCGUAUCAGUGUGUGAGAGGCACAGAGUGCACAUCAGUAUGUGUGUGUGUAGAGGCACAGAGUGUGUAUCAGUGUGUGAGAGGCACAGAGUGUGUAUCAGUGUGUGAGUGGCACAGAGUGCACAUCAGUGUGUGUGUAGAGGCACAGAGUGUGCAUCAGUGUGUGAGAGGCACAGUGUGUGUAUGAGUGUGUAUGGAGGCAUAGAGUGCGCAUCAGUGUGUGAGAGGCAGAGUGUGCAUCAGUGUGUGAAAGGCACAUAGUGUGUGUCUGUGUGUGUGUGAGAGGCAGAGUGUGUAUCAGUGACUGUGAGAGGCACAUAGUGUGUGUCUGUGUGUGUGUGAGAGGCAGAGUGUGUAUCAGUGACUGUGAGAGGCACAUAGUGUGUGUGUGUGUGAGAGGCAGAGUGUGUAUCAGUGAUUGUGAGAGGCACAUAGUGUGUGUCUGUGUGUGUGAGAGGCACAGAGUCAGCUGCGUUUUAAGAGAGGAGGAGGCCUGGGUGCAGCCUCCUCCGUUCGGGCCCCCUCCUCUCUUCCGGCAGCGGGGAGAGUCUGAGCACUAGAGUGCUCAGACUCUACUGCGCAUGCGCAGAUCCCCGGGAAAAUGGCGCGGUGGCCAUUUUCCCUGAGAUUUCUCUACUGCGCAUGCACAGAACUCCGUGAAAAUGGGCAAAAUGGUUUUAACACCGUCGUGGACGUCGCCGCGGGACUCCGGAGGGGUGAGUAUUCACAAAAUGGGUGCAGCGUGUGCGGUAGGGGCCCCCUCUGGACUCAGUUUUUACUGAGGAAAAUGCGCAUGGCGGGAAUACGUAAGGAGAUUUUAGUACAUUUUUAUUUGCCCAUCUUAGAGAGUGUCCUUACAUACGGGAUUAUGGUAUGGUUUGGUAACUGUACUGCCAUAGAACGUAAGUCCCUUCAGAGAGUGGUUAAAACUGCGAGUAGUUAUUGGAGUUAGUUUGCCCUGUAUUCAGGAUAUAUAUGAAAAGAGGCUCCUCACUAAGGUGAGAAGUAUUUUGGGAGAUCUAUCUCAUCCUAAUGUGGGGAUGUUUUCUGUGUUGCCAUCUAAUAGGCGUUAUCGUUCUAUUCUUUGUCGGACUAACCGGUUAAGGGGUAGUUUUUUCCCAACAGCAGUAAACAUGUUAAACCGGACAAAGCCGAGAUAAAUUGAUAAUUGAGAAUGUCUUGGUUUCAGGAGUGCUCUUUCUGUUCUCAUGGUCUCUGUAUAUGCUUGCUUUUAGUUUCGUUGAUUGUUUAUGUAU
This is a messenger RNA of Pseudophryne corroboree (corroboree frog), 4025 nucleotides long. RefSeq names its product arylamine N-acetyltransferase, pineal gland isozyme NAT-3-like. Lineage: Eukaryota; Metazoa; Chordata; Amphibia; Anura; Myobatrachidae. Gene Ontology annotation, molecular function: arylamine N-acetyltransferase activity. The transcript is spliced from 2 exons. The coding region runs from base 56 to 889 and encodes 277 amino acids. The record is from RefSeq and is a predicted model, not a curated record.